AUGAUUCUUAAAAAUAUAUUUUUUAUUAUUGUUCUUUUGAACUAUAUUGCGUACUUAAAAAAAGAAUAUCAGUGUUCUUGUGAAUCUAACCAACCAAAUCCUUUUGCACAACCUGAAGGUGAUGAAGAGGAAGAAUCAUUAUCAUCAUCCAAAGUGAUGGAAAAAGGUCCUCUUGAAGCAAAGGCUGAUGAUGGUAAUAUCAAUAAUGGAAAUAACGGUGGUGAUAAUGAUUCAUACUAUGGGAAUAAUGGGGGUGAUGAUGAUGACAAUGACAAUGAUGAUGAUGAUGAAGAAAUAAGUGGUGAUGACGGUGACGAUGAUGAUGAUGAAAUUGAAGCUGAUGAUAAUGAUGAUUUAGUAGAUCUUGAUGAUGAUGAGGAGGAAAAAGAAAAAAAAAAGAAAAUUAAUAAUGAAAAUUGA
Molecule: messenger RNA, 420 nt
Organism: Plasmodium relictum
Lineage: Eukaryota; Apicomplexa; Aconoidasida; Haemosporida; Plasmodiidae
Product: conserved Plasmodium protein, unknown function
Exons: 1
Coding region: 1-420 (139 amino acids)
Source: RefSeq, a predicted model, not a curated record